Messenger RNA from Poeciliopsis prolifica (blackstripe livebearer), 2405 nucleotides. Its product is annotated as leucine-rich repeat-containing protein 14. The record is from RefSeq and is a predicted model, not a curated record. Bases 266 to 1939 code for a protein of 557 amino acids. Lineage: Eukaryota; Metazoa; Chordata; Actinopteri; Cyprinodontiformes; Poeciliidae. The transcript has 3 exons. Gene Ontology annotation, cellular component: cytoplasm.
CAGUAGCAGCCGGCGGCUCUCAGAGUUAGCAAACAUGAUCUGUCCGCUUUCCACCGUGAGGAAUGUUUAACUAAGCCUGUAUAAGUUAUUUUUGCUCUCUAUUACUGUAGCUGUGAGAUGAAGUCAUGAAAUCUUUUUUUCACUAGACCAUAUCUAGUUGCUGCCAUGAACUUAGCCUUGUUCAAAGUAUAUUAGCUCAGCUUAGCUUCCUGUCAGAUGUAUUAACAGACCGUGGCACAGAUCAUUUUUCCUGCUUUUGUGUAACAUGGUGCAUUCAUUGGUGAGCCUUUGUGCCAGAAAGGUGGUCAGUGACCACAGUUCGUCACCCACCUGGCUUCGAUGGGUUCCCAGGGAGCUUUACGGGGCGCUACUGGAGGCCGCCUUCGCCUGCUGCAGACCUCUGUCGGUGGGCGAACUGGUGCAGCGAUGGCCUGAGCGGACUCUGCGCGUCGGAGGACGGAGGAAAACUGGGCAGACUACCCCCAGUCGGCUCUGUAUCCAGGCUCUAUUACUGGCUGUGGUCAGAGGACUGGCGGACCAAAGGUCAGCCCUGCAGGUACUGGACGUCUGUGGUCUGCAAGGAGACGAGGGAGGAAUGGGGGACCCGAUGGGAGGCUGGUCACUUACUGUGGCCCUUUGCACCAUGGUCAUACAGGCCAAAGCUGGAGCACACAGGACUCAGAGGAAAGAAGGAGACCGAGAGAGGAAACGAUUCUCAGCCCUUGAGAGGGAAAGGGAUUUAAAAAGAGAAAGAGGGCAGAGGACAGGACUGAAGGAGUUAAAGGACGAUGAGACUUGCAGAGAGAAGACAAGAUCCAAGAGUCCUGUCAGUGACGAAGAGCUUAUAAAAGGGGUCAGAAGGAGGAUGGAGAUGGAAAGAAAAAGAGGGGUUGUAGGGACUGCCUCAGGCAGUAAACUUGAAACAGAAGAAAAAGAGACAGACUGGGAGGUGUUGGUACAGGUUAGGGCGGAUAUUUUUGUGAACGCCCGUUCUUGGGACCGUGUUCGUUUGGCUCUGAGCACAUCAGGACCCUUGAAGCUGCAGUGCAGAUACCUGCGAGUGGAAGAGAUUUCAGUGACAAGCAUCAGGACUCUGCUAAACCUUCUGCCUCGCAGGACGCUCUUAGGCAUCGACAUUCGUUACAGCAGCCUCGGUGUGGCUGGGUUAGCUGAACUAUUGCCUCUUCUCUCCACCUUUCCUGAGCUGAACUCUCUGCGGCUGCAUUACUGCAACCUGGACAUUCGUAGAGAUAACCUUGGCCAGGAGGGGGCCCUGAGGGACCUGUCACAGGGGCUUUCAAACCUGCAAGAACUGCGACAGCUCAGCCUCACUGCCCUGCGGCUGCCAGGACAGCUCCGGGUGUUGCUCAGUUCUUUGCCUCAGCCCUUGGAGGUCCUGGAGCUUCCCUAUUUAAGCCUGAGUCCAGCCGACCUCGCCUACCUGUCCUGCAGCCAUCAUGUCUCCUCUCUGCUGCAGCUGGAUCUCAGUGAGAACUGUCUGGAUGAAACCAUGGUGCCCUCGAUCCGCCGCCUCCUCUGCCAGGCCUCCAGCAGCCUGCAGCACCUCUCUCUGAGCGGCUGUGGUCUGACUGAUGGCCUGCUGGGCAUGCUGUUGUCCUCACUGGGCGGCUGCUGGGCCCUAAAGAGCCUGGCUUUAGCCCUGAACCCCCUGUCUAGGGCGGGUCUCUGUGAAUUGAUGCGGACAGCAGCAAGAAUGCCCUGCCUGCGACUGUUGCUCUACCCAAACCCUCUGGAGGAUUACCAGCCGGGGCUGCCUGAGCUACCUUCUAGCACCCAGCUGUUGGAGUGGCCUCUGGAUGAAUCCAUAGAUAACAACACAACCGGCAACGAGCUCAGCAAGGUGAUUAUGGACAGCGGACGCUCUGACCUUCUCUUGACCUGUGACCUGCUAAAUUUUGAUAAAGACAUGGUGGACUAGAGAAGGGGCAAGGAGGUUUUAAUUAUUUUAUCAAAGUAGUGAAAGAAAACCUGACAAUAAUGUUAAACCUCGUGAAAAAGCACAUUGUAAGUUUUCAUAUGUAUUUUCUCCUUUUGAGUCUGUUUCAUAAGACAAUCCUGGUUAACCGGAUUUUAUUUUCUUCUGAGUUGAAAAAAAAAAUGUGUGUAUCAAGAGCUAAAGCCACACAAAACUGACCCAGUAUGUGAUGCUUUCAAGGUUUGACUACACAGUUAUAAUCUGUCUGUAGCAUAUAAAAUGCACAAUUUUAUGCUUCAACACUCAUCUACCAAUAUAUAUUUUUUUAAAUGUCAGCAUCAAUUUACAACAAAUCAGUCUUAAGUUGAUGUUCAUGAGAAUCUAGUAAUAUGAGAAUAAGUUUCUUGUGUUUGAAAACAAAACUUUUAUUACUAGUUUGUCUUAAUAAAAUGUGAUAUGUUUUCUUUUA